UGUUGAGUCAGAUUGCUCUCUCUCUCCUUUCUAUUUAUUUCUCUCUCUUUCCCUCUCUCUCUCUCUCUAAAAAGCAAUAUUGGUAGAAGGGAGGAAGGUGGGCUGUGCUCUUCUUCGUCGACUCCUUCUGCAUAUCUCAGGAAGAGUUGAGAGAGAAGGGGAUUGAUUUGGAAAGCCUUGGGGGUUGGGGGUUCCAUGGAGUACUCGAUUCGGUUCGGUAAUUCAGCAGUUGUUUGGACUGAAAUGUGAAGACUGCUGUAAAGAUUUCUGUGUAGAUUAGUGGAUAUGAAUUUGGGGAGGGGGCUUUCGAUUCCCCAGGAGAAUGGAGUCAUACAGAAUGGGGAUAUUUGGGUUCCGACAACACUAGGAAAUCCGAUCCUGGUGAGGCCGAACAAUGGCCAUCCUCAAAUGCUGAAUAAUCCAAGACAGGAAACUUGGUUGGAUUUGUUAGGGAUCUACGGUGGAGUCCUAAAUGAUUCGGCCGAUGUUCUAUCUCAAAAGUUCGUUCCAAACAGUCAAGUUGCUACUUGUAACAGGAUGCAGCAGCCCUCGAAUUCUGUGAGGCAGAAAACUGUGCUGUUGAACAGUACACAGGUCAUUCCAAGCGACUCCUAUGGCAACAUACCUCAGUCUUACAAUCGAAAUCUCCUGAAUGAUGAAUUCGGCAGGUUUCCGAGGUUUGGAAACUUGGAUCCGAGAAUACCUACCUCUGUCCAAACUUUCAGUGAAGUUGUACCUCAAGGGAUUAAUUCUAUUGCGGAACUGAUGAGCAGGGCAAAUUCAACAUAUGUGCCUAUCUCGAAUUCAACGCCAAGUAGAAGCAGCUAUGUGAUGAGCCGACCAGCUGUUGCUUGUCCGAAUUCUCUAACUGAAUCUAGCCAGAUGAGUUACCGUCCAGUUGGUGUCAAAGUCCACCGUAAUCAAAUGUACUCUUCAGACUAUGGCGUUGGCGGUUACAACCUACAAGUAAUGUCAAACGGCAGAAAUUUAGUUCCUUAUGGGCACAACUAUAACCUAAAUUUAUCACUGAGACCACAAUUCGUGGAAUCGUCAAGCUCUGCCCGGCCCCUUCUGUUAGGCCCGCAGACACCAAGCCAGCAAAUGAGAUCAAAUAAUUACGAGGUCAGUCAAGUACCGAUUUCGCUGACAGGAGAAACCUGCAGUAAAGAAAUGCAUAAGAAGGAUGUCACUGCACUUUCUCUACCAACUGAAACUCUGGUGAGGGAGCAGGGUGAAUCUUUGCUUGUUAAUCUGGAUACACCAACUGAAGCCGUGUUGACAUCCCCAGCUGAGAAGAGCAAUUCUGAUGGUGGAAUUGAUCUCAACAAGACGCCACAGCAAAAGACACCGAAGAGACGUAAACAUCGACCAAAAGUUGUAGUUGAAGGGAAGCCGAAAAGGACUCCCAAAGCUGCUGCCACACCAGCAAGUGACACUCCCAAUGGAAAACCAAAAAGGAAGUAUGUUCGCAAAAAUGGUAAUAAAACCUCCACUCCUCCAACUGAGAUGAAGAAUGUUGUGGAAGUAUCUGAGGCAGGGCCGGCUAAAAAAUCAUGCAAGAGAACGUUGAACUUUGAGAUGGAUAGUGGAGCCGAAAAGGAAAGUCACAGCAAAGAUAUUGAUUGCCAGGCACAGAAUAAUGAGAGGAGCAAGCUUUCUUUCAAUUUGAAUUUGGAUUCUACGAAUGAAUUGCCACAGUUGAACAGGCCAUUGACAUCUGCUAUGAGGGAAGGGCACCUGAACUCACGUACGGAAGAGUUACAACAGAUUAAGACAGUAAACAAUUUUGUCCACUCGAAUAAAGUUGUUCCUCAAGACUCCAUUCCAUUGGAAAAUACAGCUCCAGUUCCUGCUGUACUGAAGGAUCAUACAUUGAAUAUCAUUGCAAGGUCUAUGAACGCGAGAAAUGCACGUAUAAACCAAGCUAAUGGGCCAGAUAGUCUCAAUCAUGUGCAUCAACAUAUCAGUGGAAGCAUUGGUCAGCUUGUCACACAAGCAAAUUUUAUUGAGCCUGACUUACACAGUAGAAGACAAGCACUGCUCAAGACUCUACCUCAAUUUCGAAAUAUCGUGAAUGUCAAUGGGGAGCAAGGAUCCAAGAGAGGACAAAUGGGUGCUGAGCUUAGGCAGCUAGAUACUGCAAGCUACAUGAAUUCACAACUAUAUUCCUAUGGAGUUUCUAAGGCAGGUCAAUACAACAAUGGAAGCAGCAACAUAUUGCAAAACUCUAUAGGAAAGGGGAAGAUGCAGAUUGGGGAUAAGUUUCAUGGAGCCUCUUCCAGCUUGUCUUCUGGCCUUAUAAGUAUUAAAGAUUCUUCGGGGCAAAUGGAAGGUAUAUGGAACAACAACAGGCCUGCUCGAAGCCAUGCAAUUCAUCAGAAUGGUGGCCUCACCAGUUUUAAUGGCAAAGGGUUGAGCUUAUCAAGAAAUUCAAAUGACAAACCAGAGAGUAGUGAUUGGUGCAUCAGCUACCAGGAAAUGAUGAGGGAUUUUCAACAGCAACAUGGUUCGUCUCAUUCUCAGCAGUGCAUACAACAAACAAUUCAGAAGUCAUCCACACAUACCAGUGAGCAGAACUGCAACCCUGCAUCUGCAUCUCAAAAAGACUCUGAAUUCACUACAAAAAAGGCAGUCAAGAGGCAGUCCGUUGGGCGUCCCAAGAAAGUGCAGCCGGUUGAUAAUUUACAUCAGCAACAAUCACAGAAAUCUUCCAAGAAAGGCCGAGAGUCGCAAAAGGAGCAGAAGACUUCAUGUUCACUUGAUGAUAUCACAUGCCGUAUGAAGGAGCUUCAUAUCAGUGAAACAUCUUUGAAUGAUAGAAAUGCACUUGUACCGUACAAAGGAGAUGGUGCCAUUGUUGAAUACGAUCCAGUGAAGAAAAAACGACCACGACCUAGAGUGGACCUAGAUCCGGAGACUAACAGGCUAUGGAACCUUUUAAUGGGAAAGGAAGGAAGUGAGAGUGCAGAAACAUUGGACCCUGAUAAACAAAAAUGGUGGGAUGAAGAAAGAAAAGUCUUCCGUGGUCGGGUGGACUCAUUCAUUGCACGGAUGCAUCUGGUUCAAGGUGACAGGCGGUUCUCCAAGUGGAAAGGAUCAGUUGUUGACUCUGUUAUAGGAGUGUUUCUCACCCAAAACGUCUCAGACCAUCUUUCAAGCUCUGCAUUUAUGUCUAUUGCAGCCAAGUUCCCUAUCAAAUCAACAACUUUCGGACAAGCAUUCUGUGGAAAUGAGGCCAGUUCAUCUGUUGCACAGGUCCAGAUAACAUUUCCAGAUGGAACAACUUAUCAUGACAAAAUUACUAAGGAAGUAUCUUACAACUAUGACUUGACAACAUACCUGCAAUCUUCUGAAUGCCGUGGGAAAAAUGUCUUGAGUGAAAACGGAACCUGUUUGAUGAAUGAUCAGAGCAAGAGGUCAGAGGAUGACAUAAUAUCAUCACAGAGCUCUUCAGAAUCUUUUAUUCUUCAAGCUUCUGAAGACAUAAGAUCCAGCUCAGGAUCAAACUCAGAAGCUGAAGAUGGGUUAAAUUUUGGCAGAAACCUUGGUUAUUUGAGUGUUCCUGAGCAGCCUGAAGGAAUUGCGGCAUUGCAGCAACAUCAAUCUCAGGUCAUGGCUGGUUCAUUUCCAGCCAUGAGCCCAAUGAUUGGCCAUCAAAACCUAGAAAACUCUUCUUACAUGCAAAAUAUUGGAACUGCCAGCAGCAGCAAUGAAGACUAUUAUCCAUUCAUUCCCAGAGCUCCAUCUCAUGGAAGCUCAGUUCGACAGUCCUCAAAUAAGUACUGGACAAACAUGUUGAUGGGUGAGGAAUGCUUGGGAGAUGAUUUUAUUCCAUUAUCAGAAAAAGAAAGCUCAUCUGCCUGGGCUUCAAAUUUUCAUGUUAGCAAUGGCAAAGGUAUAGAACCAGUGCAAGGACAGCAUGCGGGGUUAAUGGCCGCACAAAAUGGAAGCUCACAAUUUCAACUACCACCAACAAACCAUGCUAGUCAAAACAACUUCCAUGAAAUGCCAACUGAUUUUUCUACAGAUGGAUCUCAGAGUAGAAAUUGCCAACAAUUCAGCAACUCUAAGAAAGGAAAGCAGGUGGAAGCUCAGCAGGAUAGUACAUUUCGGAUGAAACCCGUAGGACCUGCUCAAGCAUCCAAUAAAGAGCCUAGUGAUAACUCGAAAGGCACUGGUAUAACAUGUGUUACAACUGAGAAGGAACAAGUUCAAUCUUACGGAAAAUCAUCCCCUGCAGCUAACUCCGCAACCUCAAAUGCAAGAAAGCGCAAGGCUGAGAAGGGAAAGGAGGUGGCAUUUGAUUGGGAUAUCUUAAGAAAGCAAUUGUUAUCAAGUGCUGGAAUUAGGGAAAGAAGCAGAGAAACAAUGGACUCUAUAGACUAUGAAGCGGUACGAAAUGCUGAAGUUCAUGAAAUUUCUGAGACAAUCAGAGCAAGGGGUAUGAAUAACAUGCUAGCAGAACGAAUGAAGGAUUUUCUGAACCGGCUGGUUCAAGAUCAUGGAAGUGUUGACUUAGAAUGGUUGCGUGAUGUUCCUCCUGACAAAGCCAAGGAGUAUCUGUUGAGCAUACGAGGGCUGGGGCUCAAAAGUGUGGAGUGCGUACGCCUUUUGACUCUACAUCAUCUUGCUUUUCCUGUUGAUACCAAUGUUGGACGCAUUGCCGUUCGACUUGGUUGGGUUCCUCUUCAGCCCCUUCCGGAGUCACUCCAAUUGCAUCUCCUUGAACUUUACCCCGUGCUGGAGUCAAUCCAGAAGUACCUCUGGCCUAGGCUCUGCAAAUUGGAUCAGGAAACACUGUAUGAGCUGCACUACCAAAUGAUUACCUUCGGCAAGGUUUUCUGCACUAAGAAACAACCAAAUUGUAAUGCUUGUCCAAUGAGGGCAGAAUGCCGUCAUUUUGCAAGUGCUUUUGCAAGUGCAAGACUAGCACUUCCAGCACCAGGAGAGAAUCAAGUAGUCGUUUCAGAAGCUGCAUCAACUUCUACUAAAAGCUCUACUGUAAUACAAAAUCCUUUGCCGCUGCUUUCAAUUGUGGGUUCCGUCGAAGGGGAAAUUGGAUUGGGAAGAAGUUCCGAACCAUUAAUUGAAGAACCUACUACCCCAGAAAUAUCGAUAGAAGAUUUAGAAAGAGACAUUGAGGAUGCAUUUUAUGAGGAUCCAGAUGAAAUCCCUGAAAUAAAACUGAGUGUAGAACAAUUUACUUCAAACCUGGAGCACAUUAUUCAAGAGAAGUUGGAGCUGGGAGAAGCCGAUAUGUCGAAAGCCCUUGUUGCUUUGAGUCCAGAACUCGCUUCUAUGCAAAUCCCCAAACUAAAGAAUAUCAAUCGACUGAGGACAGAGCACCAAGUGUAUGAGCUCCCUGAUUCACAUCCACUGCUGAAAGGGAUGGAUCGGCGAGAACCUGAUGAUCCAAGUCCAUACCUUCUGGCCAUAUGGGCUCCUGGUGAGACUCCAGAUUCAAUUCAACCACCUGAAAGGACAUGUAGCUCUCAGGAACAAGGUGGUAUGUGUAGCAGAAAGACAUGCUUUCCAUGCUGCAGUGCAAGAGAAGCACAGACCCAAACAGUCAGGGGCACAAUUCUGAUACCUUGCAGAACGGCAAUGAGAGGGAGCUUUCCCCUAAAUGGGACAUACUUUCAGGUUAAUGAGGUUUUUGCAGAUGACGAAUCCAGUACCAAUCCUAUAACCGUUCCGAGAAGCUGGAUAUGGAACUUACCAAGGAGGACAGUAUUCUUUGGGACAUCUGUCACAUCAAUUUUUAGAGGCUUAUCGACUGAAGGUAUCCAAUAUUGCUUCUGGAAAGGAUUUGUGUGUGUUAGAGGAUUUGAACAGAAAACUCGUGCACCGAGGCCUCUGAAGUCUAGAUUCCACCUACCUCCAAGCAAGGUGGUCAAGAAAGAUGAAUAAAGAUAUGAUUCGUUGCAGGAAAAUCGCAAGCUCGGGGUACUAUUCUGAAUCCUGCCAUUCAAAACAGAAAGAUACUGCAGAACUAGGAUAGCAGUAGAAUCCUAACAUUUUUCUUUUCUUUAUUUAUUUUCCAUCCAAAAAAGGGGAAAAAAAACAUUCAUUUGGUUCUCCUCUUCCCUGAAGUUUCCGGUCUACCUGUUCUUCAAGCAGCUAUUUAUCGAUUGCCCUGUGGCAUGACAUUAUAUUAUCUGCUGCUCAAAGUUCAGGGUAUUCUCAUAAAGGGAUUCCUUUAGAUUGAAGAAAUCCAAUUCUUUAUUGGCCGUUGCCUGUUUUUUCUAGUAUUUUUUUUGUUUUUCGACAUAACUUAUGGUUCGAGAAUGUCAUUUUUCGACGAUAAAUGCUUUCUUUAACUGGGAAGGGCAAUAAAAGAAUAAUGUGACUGCAA
Messenger RNA from Andrographis paniculata, 6355 nucleotides. RefSeq names its product transcriptional activator DEMETER-like. NCBI's taxonomy places the organism in Eukaryota, Viridiplantae, Streptophyta, Magnoliopsida, Lamiales, Acanthaceae. The transcript is spliced from 21 exons. The record is from RefSeq and is a predicted model, not a curated record. Bases 286 to 5910 code for a protein of 1874 amino acids. Gene Ontology annotation, molecular function: DNA N-glycosylase activity; DNA demethylase activity; 4 iron, 4 sulfur cluster binding. Gene Ontology annotation, biological process: base-excision repair.